Molecule: messenger RNA, 2711 nt
Organism: Entelurus aequoreus (snake pipefish)
Lineage: Eukaryota; Metazoa; Chordata; Actinopteri; Syngnathiformes; Syngnathidae
Exons: 10
Coding region: 121-2178 (685 amino acids)
Source: RefSeq, a predicted model, not a curated record
AGAAAUGGAAUCAGCACUCGUCGACUCGUGCUGAAGAAAGGUGCGAAGCCAACUAUUUUCGAUAGACCACGGACAAGUCCGGAGCACCCGACCCCCUCCACAAGCGGACAGACUGGGCACAUGAGGUCUGCAUUUGCCAAAAGGGAAAGGAAGAGGACAAUAGAUCAGAUCAUGGACAGUACGACUACGGCAUCAGUGGCGGAUGCGGUGGAUGAACCAAUGGCAAUGGCACUAGAUUUGCCUGAUGAGGAGGGCGAUCAAGAUCAGGGAAAUACAAGAGAACAAGGAUGCCAGACGGACUGGGUACCGAUUGGGACAGCACCAACAGCAAUGACCAGUAGCAAGAGCACCCAAACAGGGAAAAUACAUCAUAGAUCAAAGGGACACCAGGUGACCCCAGAUAUCCUCGAGAGGGUUAGAGCUCGGCCGGCCAGGGUUAGUGAAGUCCCAUUGUCAAGUGUAGCAGCUCCAUCUGACAGCCCCGAGAUGCAGACUAACAUAGCAGCUCCAGGUGUGUCUGGAAUGCAAGCCAAGCUACGACCACCUCCUGCAUUGUUUGAUGAAGGACCAGCAUCAAGUCCCACUGCGCCUUUUGUUGGUGGUUCUUCCGAUGACAGCUAUGUGCCGAGUGAGUCAACGACAUCGGAUCCGUGUCAAUCUGACGGGUCGCCAGAUCGCCCAUGUACUCACCAGAUGCAUGAAGAGGGCUGCCACAAGGAACCGAAGUACAUCAUCUUUGAGUCGUGCCUCCAGAGUCUCGUCAAGUGGUGUCACUGUCCAGUCUGUGGCAGCCAGGACAUAAGCCCUUCUUGGGAUUCGAACGGUACACAGCUGACCAUGACUCUUCAAUGUGCAUCAUGUGACCAGAGGAGUAGUUGGAGCAGCCAGCCAAACAUUGGCCCUUAUGCCGCGGGCAACAUCCUGCUGUCUGCUGGCAUCCUCUUCGCUGGGGCAUCUUCUGGCAAGGUGUUGCAAGUGCUGAACAGCAUCGGAGUGGUCACGUAUGUGAAGAGGACAUUUUUCAACCACCAGGAGCUCAUCCUGCAGCCAGCCAUCAAAAAGGUGUGGGAGGAACAGCAACGGACGCACCUCACCAUGCUGCAGGUGGAAGGCCGACCCCUCGUCCUUGGUGGUGAUGGGCGAGCAGACAGUCCGGGACACAGCGCCAAGUUCGGUACCUACACCACAAUGGAGCUUGUGGCCAAUGUGGUUCUCGACCUUCAGGUUGUACAGAGCAACGAAUGUCUUGGCAGCUACCAUAUGGAGAUGGAAGGACUGAAGAGGAUGGUGGAACUGCUGAUCAGCUGGGACCUGGAUGUCGGGGUGCUGGUGACAGACAGACACAGACAGAUCGCUAAAUGGAUUCGUGAAAACAUGCCCAAUACACGGCACUGCUAUGACAUCUGGCAUGUUGCAAAAUCCAUCGGAAAGAAACUGAAGGCCAUCGCCAAGCAUAAGGACUGUGAAGACCUGAAGCCCUGGGUGCAAAGUAUAAUCAACCACCUCUACUGGGCAGCAGUGUCUACACCGCCUGGAGAGGGGGAACUUCUGGUUGCCAAGUGGAAGUCUGUGGAGCGACACAUUCAGAACAUCCACAAGGACCAUGGCGACCUCUUCCCAAUUUGUACUCAUGGACAACUGCAACGGCAAAAGAAAUGGCUCAAACAAAGUUCACGCUCAGCAGUGAAACUGGAGGAGGUGGUCAACAACAAGUCCCUGCUAAAAGAUAUCGCCAUGCUGUCGGGUGAACACCAGACUUCCAAGGUGGAGGCGUUCCAUAGCCUUAUCAUACAGUUCGCACCGAAAAUGUAUGUCUUCUCAUACAUCGGAAUGCUGUGCAGGAACCUGCUUGCUGGGCUGCACUGGAACGAAAAUUCGAGCCGCCCUAUAGCCACUACACAAGCGGGUGCUGAGCGCUAUGCAGUACGCUACCCGAAGUAUAAAGCAGGGGGCCAUGUGGUCAAGAAAAUCGCGACAGAGCCAACAUACCGCUACGUAGAUGACUUGAUCAGGGAGGUUGUUGCUGGCUGCAGACAGACCCCUGACGAGAGAACACCACUCAGCGUCACUGUGGAUGUGCCUCCCUUCCUCUGCGAUGAACUGGAGAAGCCAGACAAGGAGGAAGCCAUCGCCAAGCACAGGAGUCGCUUCGGUAAGUGUGAAAUGCCCUCCCGGUAACAGUUAGAGAUGCUACCUCAGUAGAAGCAUUUAAGUCCCAUCUUAAAACUCAUUUGUAUACUCUAGCCUUUAAAUAGACCCCCUUUUUAGACCAGUUGAUCUGCCGUUUCUUUUCUUUUCUCCUCUGCCCCCCCCCCCACGUGGAGGGGUUAUUCCGGUGACCAUGGAUAAAGUGCUGGCUGUCCAGAGUUGGGACCCGGGGUAUACCGCUCGCCUGUGCAUCGGUUGGGGACAUCUGCGCUGCUGACCCGUCUCCGCUCGGGGUGGCCUCCUGCUGGCUCCACUGGACCCUCACUAAUAUGUUAGACCCACUCGACAUCCAUUGCUUUCGGUCUCCCCUAGAGGGGGGGGGUUACCCACAUAUGCGGUCCUCUCCAAGGUUUCUCAUAGUCAUUCACAUCGACGUCCUACUGGGGUGAGUUUUCCUUGCCCGUGUGUGGGCUCUGUACCGAGGAUGUCGUUGUGGCUUGUACAGCCCUUUGAGACAUUUGUGAUUUAGUGCUAUAUAAAUAAACAUUGAUUGAUUGACUGAU